Papaver somniferum (opium poppy) is the source of this 3842-nucleotide messenger RNA. Its product is annotated as calcium-transporting ATPase, endoplasmic reticulum-type-like. Gene Ontology annotation, molecular function: ATP binding; ATP hydrolysis activity; P-type calcium transporter activity. The transcript has 8 exons. Gene Ontology annotation, cellular component: membrane. Lineage: Eukaryota; Viridiplantae; Streptophyta; Magnoliopsida; Ranunculales; Papaveraceae. The coding region runs from base 391 to 3546 and encodes 1051 amino acids. Gene Ontology annotation, biological process: intracellular calcium ion homeostasis; calcium ion transmembrane transport. The record is from RefSeq and is a predicted model, not a curated record.
GAGAAGAGAGGAAAUAACAGAGAAAGUGAGAGUUACAUAGACUUUUACAAGAAAGAGGAAAAAAAAUAAAUCAAAAACAGACAGAAUCCAUUGAAAAAUGCUGUUCUCAUCUCAGUCUAUAAGUAGAAAUAUCCCAUUCAAGAAGAAUUCCUCCUUCGCUUUGUCUUCAAGCCAUCUCUUCUUUUCUACAUUCUUCUCAUCAAGGGUAUUUGACGAGUCUCUCUUAUUCUAUUUAAUCUUAACUUCUCAAAUUGUGGAAAUCUCUACACAGGCUUUCUGUUGAACUUAUGGGUUUGCGUCAAUUUUUAGGAAGCUGAAUGGGUGUGAGAUAAUAACUUUAGAAGCCGGGGAUAUAUUUUUGUAACAAGUAAUUGAACUCAGAUACAUAAAAUGGAGGAAAAACCGUUUCCUGCAUGGUCUUGGUCAGUUGAGCAAUGCCUAAAAGAAUACAAUGUGAAAUUGGAGAAGGGUUUGGAUUCAUCUGAGGUUGAGAUGCGGAGAGAGAUUCAUGGUUGGAAUGAGCUCCAAAAAGAGAAGGGAAAACCUCUGUGGAAACUAGUUUUAGAACAAUUUGACGACAUGCUUGUCAAAAUUCUUCUACUUGCGGCUUUUAUAUCGUUCGUUCUUGCUUAUGUGGAAGGGAAUGAAACGGGGGAAACAGGUUUUGAGGCUUACGUCGAACCGUUUGUGAUUCUGAUGAUCCUUGUGUUAAAUGCCGUAGUUGGGGUUUGGCAGGAAACCAAUGCUGAAAAGGCACUUGAUGCUCUUAAAGAGAUGCAAAGUGAAUCUGCGAAAGUUCUUAGAGAUGGAUAUUAUGUGCCGGAUUUACCUGCUAGGGAACUUGUCCCUGGAGAUAUAGUGGAAUUAAGGGUUGGAGAUAAAGUCCCUGCUGACAUGAGAGUUGCAUCUUUAAAAACAUCGACGUUAAGGGUUGAACAAAGCUCGCUAACAGGAGAGGCCAUGCCUGUGAUCAAAACCACGAGCCCCGUUUUCAUAGAUGACUGUGAACUGCAGGCUAAAGAAUGUAUGGUUUUUGCAGGCACAACAGUGGUGAAUGGAAGUUGUUUAUGUGUUGUUGUAAGCAGUGGGAUGAAAACUGAAAUUGGAAAUAUCCAAACUCAGAUUCAUGAAGCUUCACUGGAGGAGAGUGAUACUCCUUUGAAGAAGAAACUUGAUGAGUUUGGCGGGAGGUUAACAACUGCCAUUGGGAUUAUUUGUUUGACAGUGUGGAUCAUCAAUUACAAAUAUUUCUUGACAUGGGAGGUCGUUGAUGGAUGGCCUAAAAAUUUUCGGUUCUCUUUUGAGAAAUGCACUUACUAUUUCAAGAUAGCUGUUGCUCUCGCAGUAGCUGCAAUCCCUGAAGGUCUUCCUGCUGUAAUAACGACUUGCUUGGCUUUGGGUACCAGGAAAAUGGCACGAAAAAAUGCAAUUGUUCGGAAACUUCCAAGUGUAGAAACCUUGGGGUGCACAACAGUUAUUUGUUCGGAUAAAACUGGAACGCUUACGACUAACCAGAUGUCGGUUACCGACUUUUUCACUUUAGGCGGGAAAACAACAAUGUCUCGACUUUUUCAUGUUGAAGGAACUACGUACAAUCCGAAGGAUGGAGGAAUCGUGGAUUGGACUUGUUACAACAUGGAUGCAAAUUUGCAAGCCAUGGCAGAGAUAUGUGCAGUUUGCAAUGACGCUGGAGUUCUUUGCAAAGGCCGCCUUUUUCAGGCUACAGGUUUGCCUACUGAAGCAGCUGUCAAGGUAUUGGUGGAGAAAAUGGGGGUUCCAGAUAUUAAGGCAAGGAAUAGGAUACGAGAUUUACAGCUUGCUGCAGACUAUUCAAUUGAUCGAAGCACCAUUAAACUAGGUUGCUGUGAUUGGUGGGCAAAAAGAUCAAAAAGGGUUGCUACUUUGGAGUUUGAUCGAGUUCGUAAAUCGAUGAGUGUUAUUGCUCGAGAGCCAACUGGUCAAAAUCGUCUUCUUGUCAAGGGUGCUGUCGAGAGUGUCUUGGAGCGAAGUUCAUAUGUUCAGCUUGCUGAUGGAUCAGUCGUUCCAAUGGAUGAUCCUUGUAGGGAAUUAAUAUUGAUGAGACUGAUGGAAUUGAGCUCAAAAGGUUUGCGUUGCUUGGGUAUGGCAUAUAAGGAUGACCUAGGAGAAUUUUCAGACUACUACUUAGAGAGUCAUCCAGCUCACAAGAAGCUGCUCGAUCCAGCGAACUAUUCUGCUAUAGAGAGCAACCUUGUUUUCGUUGGGGUUGUCGGGCUUAGGGAUCCACCUCGUGAAGAAGUUCAUAAAGCUAUUGAAGAUUGUAGAGAAGCCGGGAUCAAAGUGAUGGUCAUCACUGGAGAUAAUAAGUCCACAGCUGAGGCUAUCUGUCGAGAAAUUCGUUUGUUCUCUGAGAGUGAGAACCUCAAAGCAAAGAGUGUUACUGGUAAAGAGUUCAUGGCUUUUUCCUCCACCCAGCAAAUUGAGAUUUUGUCAAAACCUGGUGGGAUGCUUUUCUCUCGGGCUGAGCCAAAACACAAGCAAGAUAUUGUCAGAAUGCUGAAAGAAAUGGGUGAAAUCGUUGCAAUGACGGGAGAUGGUGUGAAUGAUGCGCCUGCACUGAAGCUGGCUGACAUAGGGAUUGCAAUGGGUAUAUCAGGAACUGAGGUUGCCAAAGAAGCAUCAGAUAUGGUUUUGGCAGAUGAUAAUUUCAGUACUAUUGUUUCUGCUGUUGCCGAGGGUCGAUCGAUUUACAAUAACAUGAAAGCUUUCAUCAGGUACAUGAUAUCAUCUAAUGUAGGUGAAGUAAUAUCAAUCUUCUUAACGGCAGCACUUGGCAUACCAGAAGUCUUGAUACCAGUGCAACUUCUUUGGGUCAAUUUAGUUACUGACGGUCCGCCUGCAACAGCUCUUGGUUUUAACCCAGCUGAUGUUGAUAUCAUGCGGAAACCACCUCGUAAGAGCAAUGAUGCUCUGAUCAACUCUUGGGUUUUCUUUCGGUACAUGGUGAUCGGAUCAUAUGUGGGUUUUGCAACUGUUGGUGUUUUCGUCUUGUGGUACACUCAAGCUUCUUUUUUGGGCAUUGAUCUUGCUGUUGAUGGGCACACUCUGGUCACCCUAUCUCAACUACGAACAUGGGGAGAAUGCCCUACAUGGAGAAAUUUCUCGGCGGCUCCAUUCACAGUCGCUGGAGGUCGUAUUGUCACUUUCUCAGACCCAUGUGAUUACUUCUCCACCGGUAAAGUCAAGGCAAUGACUCUAUCUCUCUCUGUUCUGGUUGCAAUUGAGAUGUUCAAUUCCUUGAAUGCCCUGUCUGAAGAUAAUAGUUUAGUAAGAAUGCCUCCAUGGAGAAACCCUUUUCUUCUCCUGGCCAUGUCAGUCUCAUUUGGGCUUCAUUUUCUCAUCCUAUACAUACCGUUUUUAGCUGACGUUUUCGGAAUCGUUCCACUGACACUAAACGAGUGGAUUUUGGUAAUCUUGGUCUCAGCACCAGUGAUCCUGAUAGACGAGGUUCUUAAAUUUGCUGGAAGGAGGAGAAGACGGGUAUCUAAGAAGUCCAAGAAAGCAUAAGACAGCUUAGGUAAAGUUGUUCUAUGAGGUUGGUUUAAACAAUACGAAGAGAAGAAAAUUCCCGUCAAUUAUUCGAUUUAUAUAAUCAUAUAUGUGUAGGUUUCUUGUUUUUACAUGAAAAGUAGAAAGUUCAUGACAGUGCUUAUGUUUUUGGCCUUCUAAUUGAGUAACUGAAGGCCAUUUAAUUUUGCUACACUUCCACUGUAAGUAUUCGGUAUUGCAACUUUUUCUGGAGUAGUAGUUAUGUUUGUCUAAUCAAACCAUUGAUUCAUUUAUUUAUUCUUGAAUGUAGCAGA